This is a messenger RNA of Linnemannia hyalina, 1563 nucleotides long. The record is from the annotation of a GenBank genome assembly. NCBI's taxonomy places the organism in Eukaryota, Fungi, Mortierellomycota, Mortierellomycetes, Mortierellales, Mortierellaceae.
AUGACAGGAAUACUCAACCUGCCAGAAGAGAUCCGCCCAUUCAUCGGCAAGUUCCUCGACACAAAGGCCAUCCAAGCCUGCCUUCUCGUCAGCCGCUCCUUCCACCAGUCCUUUGAACCCAUCCUCUGGCAAAAAGUCGUUAUCCGACCCACCAAACCCGACCCUGGCUAUAUCAGCGCUCUCAGAACCCGAACCUGGGACGUCCACAACUAUGUCAUCCACGACACUGUCGCCUCGGAGUUCUACCAGUUGUCCUUCCCGCAUUUGAGACGUCUGCAGUUGUCCGACAAGGGGCAUGAGGUUUCGAAUAGAGCAGACAAGAAUGAAGAUAGUCAUCCUCUUCCAUUGAUUUAUGUACAACAGGCUAACAACCAGACGCAGCUCGUCCGGCUCAACCCGACUACUCAGACCCUUGUCGUUACUAACCUGCCAGCGACGCCCGAUGCCGAGUUCUGGGAGACUAUCUAUUCCGCUUGGGUUAGCCCUCAGAUCCUUCAUGCCACAGGACCCGUCGCUUCGACUGAAGAAGCCGCCAUCGCCUUCUGGAGAGCCUGUACGCGAUUCUCCGAGCUCAGUCUGCUCAGCCUCACCGUCGAACCCUCGCUCAUCUUCUCAACCCUCACCUUCCCUCGUGUCCGCCGUCUCAACAUCCAAACAACAUCCGGAAUCCACACCCGCUGGGACAAACCCCAAGACCACCUGGCCCUCAUGAAGGCCUGUCCACAGCUGAAGCACCUCACCUGGGACGCCAUAAUGCUUUCGUCGACCUCGCUACCAUCCCCAUCGGCUCUACUUUCGGAAUUCCGACAGGCGAUCGAACUGAACCAUUGGCCCUACCUUGACAGUCUAGAAUUCUGUUGGCUGUACAACAAACUCGGCAAGGAAUUGGCACUAUUACUCGACGCCUUCCCAAACCCCCUGAUGGCUCUUCGACUCAGGACAUGUGCUUUCAACAGUCAUGUAUUGGCGGUGCUGAAAGAUAAAAAGUUCGAGUCGCUCAGGAUACUAAAGAUCUAUGCCAAUUGUGGCAUUACCAGCAAGGCAACCCUCGACAUCCUAACAAGCUGCCCCAACAUCGAGGUCUUCCGGUCGACACAUAUCUAUGCAGGCGAUGUUAAUCCUUCAAAACCCUGGGUUUGUAAACGCCUCCGCAGUCUCACCGUCUGCUUCAUCCAUCGCGAAUCUACCUCGAGCCGUGCAGCAUUGGACCAACAAGUGUACACACAACUUGCAAACCUGACCAACCUGACCCGACUUGAUCUUGGACAGUACUCGAUGGGUUAUACGACUUCUGACCCAGAGUUUCACCUCAGGGACGCAAUGAACACGCUGGACCUUCGACUCAAGGCAGGACUGGGACAGCUCUCGACAUUGACCAAGUUACGGUUCUUUGGAUACGCCUAUUCGUUCCAAGUUACGGGACAGGUGGAGCUUUCGUGGAUGAUGGAGCAUUGGAGAGAGUUGAGGACCUUGAUUGGGCAGCUGGAUGGGAUUGAGCGGUCGGCUCUUAGGGCUAUGGAGGCGCGUGGAGUCGAGUACCGGCUGUCUGCGCGUGAAUGUUGA